AUGGCCAGUUGCAGUUACAGCCACCGCGACAGAGAUGAUGAGGUCACGGUAAAAAUCCGUGGCGCCGGGGAGUCCAAAAUCUUUAUCCGUGCGAAGUUGAAUACGAGUGUUCGGGAUUUCAAGUCAAUCGUUUCUCGGGAAUGUGGUGUUUCAGCUAAGCGUCUCAUCCACAAAGGCCGCGAAAUGAAGGACAAUCAAACCCUAAGCUGUUAUGGUCUAGAAGAUAAUCAAACUGUUUAUGUGGUUCGAGGUUCUGCACCUGAGGAUCCCAUUCUAGAUAGCGGACUUGAUAUAUUGCGUGAAGGGUUGCGAAAGAUUGUUGAUGAUGCUAUACUGGUUAGAUAUAUGUUCUACAUACCCGUUAUUCGGGAUUUAUUCAAUGAUCCGCAGAGUGUUUGCAACAUGCUCAUGCGUACGCAGGAUUUGAGUGAUAUUUUGGCUCAUAACCCAGAGGUGGCGUUCAUACUUAAUGAUCCUACAACCCUCCGUACGAUAUUGGACGCAGCACUAGACUUUAAUAUCAUGCAUGGGAUGAUCCGUGAGGCAAUGGACGAAGCCAAUAAUAUCAGACUUGGCAAUGUGUUCAAAGCAAUCCUGGCUGUGUGUUGCAGAGAAGAUAGAAAAAGAUCCGAUGGAUGGACAGGUGAGGGUGAAGUAACUUCUGUGGGGACAUUGGAGAAGCUGAUAGACAUGUUUCUUGAUCUUGCAACUCAUGCUGGUGUGAUUCCUCAAACUGCAAGCGCAACACCUCAAGCAGUUGGAAGAACGGCUGGUGUACUUGAUCUGGAGGGGUUGCCAGUGUCUAUACUAGCUAUUACAAAUUCUAGUGGGUUUCCGGAAAGCCCCAUGGUUGAUGAAGCGAUCCAACACAUGUUACGUAAUCCUCGAUUUCUGAUUCAGUUCUUUGGCUUCACCCCAAGGCUCAGGAGCGUGCUUGCUUCCAACCCUCGGAUUAGAAAUGUGAUGCUAAAUUCUGAGUUUUCUCAGCAGUUAGCUACCCGUCCGGUUGUGAAUGCACUCUUGAUUUAUCACAAUGUUCUAAAUACUGAGGCGUUCAUAGAUGAAAUAGCAGGUAGGGAUCAAAUAAGUGCUGGUGUGACAUUGCAGAGGCUAAUAUAUCUGUUUGGUAACCUCGCAAUAUGUGCUGGCAUGCUUCCAACUUUUCCUCGACGACCAGGUUGUGAAUACCAACACCAAUAUGGUACUCAACUCGCCCGCUUACAGGAAAUGGGCUUCUCCGAUACCCUACAAAACAUCCUAGCACUGAUUGUCGCUGCAGGCAACCUUCAACUUGCAGUCGAGUGCCUUCAACAUAUUCGAGUGCGCGAAGAUCGAGAAGCGAUUGGACUUGAGGAGGAGAGGGAAGGUGUGCUUUGUCGGGGAGACGCCCUCACGGUGCAUCUUGGCGUAGAUGAGAAUUGUGGUGUUUGGGUCGGAGGUGAAGUCUCCGAUGAGGGCGUUGUAGGUGUGGACAUCGGGGCGGCGAAUGCGGUUGAGGAUGGAGAGGGCGUAGGCGCGGGGUAA
Molecule: messenger RNA, 1524 nt
Organism: Salvia hispanica
Lineage: Eukaryota; Viridiplantae; Streptophyta; Magnoliopsida; Lamiales; Lamiaceae
Source: RefSeq, a predicted model, not a curated record